AAUGUCAAGUGCAUCGCAUACGUCCGCCAUAUUUAGUUUUUUAUUUUUAAUACGUAGAGAGGAGUCGCUCACAAAAAGUUAAAAACCGAAACUUACCGACAAACUAUACAAAAUGAAAAAUAUUUUUCAUAAAACAGAAAAAGGCGGUAAAAUAAAAACUUUGCUGAUAGCGUAUAAAAAUUUCGUGCGAUUAAUUCAUUGAUAUCAUAUUACAAAAGAGUAUGAGUAGAUUUAAUUUGCGGCGGAGGCCGCAAAUUUGUUAUUACGAGCCAGAUUUAGACGAAUACAUUUUUUGCGAUCCUUGCGGUGACUAUGUGUACGAAUACUGUUCUGUACACGGCCCACUACUCGUCAUUCCGGAUGAUAAGGUGCCUGUCAGUAUCCCCACUCACAUGCCGCGAGCUACGCUAACCAUACCACAUGUCUUCUUGUAUCUAGCACCGUCCUCUAUACCAGGGGCUGGCAUUGGUGUUUUUGCAAGCCUGACGUUGCCACGUGGUGUUCGGUUCGGCCCUUAUGGCGGGAAGUAUACGAAUGAAAUCAAGUCCAAAUAUUGUUGGCAGAUCUACAACCAAAACAAUCGUCCAUCACAUGUGGUUGACGCAGCCGACGAAAAUGAUUCCAACUGGAUGCGGUAUGUCAACUGCUCGCGACACUGGUUAGAGCAAAAUCUCGUCGCAUUCCAGUACCGGGGACAGCUCUACUACAGAACUAUAAAAAUAAUUCCACGAUACACUGAGCUAUUGGUCUUCUACGGCGCUGAGUUUGCUAGCGCCCUGCAAAUAGAUCUUAAACAUUACAAUUCACCAGUUAAAUUUGCACGGAAAGAUGCUCAAACAACAGGGCAAGAAGAACAUGGAAAAAUAGAACAUAUUGCUUCAUCUGUAGAAACUGUAAUACUGGCAAAUAAUUUUCCACAAGAUCUCAAUGUUUUGGAAAAUUCUCAUGAUAUAACUAAAAAUAAUGAUGUUCCGUCAAAAAACACAACUCAAGAAGUACAAGCGGCGAAAUCACCCUUGAAGUUUGACUCAAAAAAUAACAAAAUUAAGAAAACUAAUGUUAUUUGUAAUGAGUGUAACGAGCACUUUGAUUCAAAGUCAUCGCUGAUUCAACACUUACAAACACACAGCCAAAAGCUCGAAAAAUAUUUCAGUUGUAAUAUUUGUAACUUUAAUAACAGUGAUGUAGACGUUUUUGUCAAACAUUUACGAGAUCAACACGGGGCAACUAGUCAAAUAUCUGAUUUGCAGCAAAAGAUCUCGCAAGAAACUCCGACUUAUCCAGGCAACCAACCACGCACUUUAUAUCCUUUAAAAUUUGAAAACCAGAACUUGAUGGACAUUCGCAGUAACUGUUUUGAUAAAAGUCACCCAGAUUCAUUAUUUGCACAGAUUUUUUUGCAAACAAAGACAGAUAUACACACAGACAAAAAGAAACGCCAAUGUUCUAUAUGUAAAAAAAUAUUAUCGUCCAAUUAUAAAUUAAACCAACAUCUUAUGUUACACACUGAUCAAAAGAAUUUCUCAUGUUCGAUGUGUAAUAAAAGCUACCAUACUAACAGUAGUCUGAAAAAACAUACAAAACGCCAUACAAUCGAAAACCAUUUUACUUGUAAUAUUUGUGGUGAAACAUUUUCUGAAAAGUAUACAUUAAACGCACAUUUGUCUUGUCAUAAUCAAAAUGAAUUUCCGUGCCCUGUGUGUCAAAAAGUAUUUACUAGUGCUAGGAACUUAAGAAAACAUCUAAAGAGACAUUCAAAUAACAAAACAUUUACUUGCGCAAUAUGUGCAAAUAAAUUCAGAGACAAGUGUUCAUUGAAAAGACAUAUUAUGUUAAUUCAUAAUAGUAAAAAGGAUUUCCUAUGUUCAAUGUGUCAUAAACGAUUUAUUUCUGAUUACUAUUUGAAACGUCAUUUAAAGAUUCAUUCAGAUAACAAACCUUUUUCUUGCACUGUUUGUAAAAAAUCAUUUAUACGAAAUAGUCACUUAAAACAUCACAUGACGUCUCAUAAUCAAUAUAAGAAUUUUUCAUGCUCAAUAUGUAACAAAAUGUUUGCCUAUGGGAGUAGUUUAAAGCGACACUUAAAAACACAUAAUAUUUCCGACGUUUCUUAACUGUUUUUGCAUUCGUUUAAAUUGCUGUAAUUUUUGUAUUAAUAGCUUAAUGUGGCUUAAAUAAUGUACUCUAGUAUAUCUAGUAGACAGGGCGCUAUACCCAGUGUUGCCAACUUUAUUUUCACCAGCCCACCAAAUGGCCGUGCAAACCACCAGAAACCAUUAAAACUGAGCGGUCUUUCAAACCACCAGAAUUUCACUAGAUAAAAUACAUACAUACAUACAUAAACUCACGCCUAUUUCCCACCGGGGUAAGCAGAGACUAUAGAAUCACUAGCUAGACAACCCAAAGCCGAAUCAGUGCAAUCAGAUCGUGGGAUGUUUUUUCCCCCUCUUUAGCGCCGCGUCGUAGGUAAAGACGUGCUAGAGGUGCUAAUUCCUGUAAAUACCAUCUAAUUUUAUUUUAAGUUAUAUCUGUCAUUUUCUUAUCCGCCGAAAAGGAAAGGGACGGGUAAUCGACAAGCAUUAAAUUUAUGGAACACACGUCAAUUUUAAGCACAAAUCUAAAACAACCGUCUAAAAAUUCGCCCGGGUUAUUCAUUUAUUUACUCAUUCUUCCUAAAAUUAAGAGCUGUCAAUCAUCCGUCCCUUUCCUUUUCGGCGGAUAAGAAAAUGACAGGUAUAACUUAAAGUAAAAUUAAGAGAUGUCUGCAGGAAUCGGGGCCAUUGACAGGGUAAAUUAUUCAAUUAUUAUUAAUAAUGAUUCCUUAAUAAUAUACCACAUAAUUUUCACUUAGCAACUGGACCACCAGUGCUUUCGACUAUUUGCAACCAAUCCCUUAAAACUGGGUCACGUAACCAACAAUCACGAAAUUUUUGGGUGUACUGUGGCUUAGGCAUCUUGAUCUUAUUACUCAAUAUGAAACUUAUUGUAUGUAUUACUAAUAAAUAAACUUUAUAUUGGUUCUUUCGCUCAAGUAACUCAUAAACCAUAUUCGGUUGUGUUAGUGGUUAAAUUCGUCACUUACCGCUAACUGUAAGGACUCUAAUCCACUAAAAAAUCCACUAGCCACUAAAACUAAUAUUUUUUCGCCGAACCACAUGUCUAAACCACCAGAUCUAGUGGAAAAUCCACUAAGUUGGCAACACUGGCUAUACCCAAGUUCGGCCCUGUCAGUUCUGAUUUUUUUUUAAAUAUUUUUUAUGGAAU
Molecule: messenger RNA, 3264 nt
Organism: Pectinophora gossypiella (pink bollworm)
Lineage: Eukaryota; Metazoa; Arthropoda; Insecta; Lepidoptera; Gelechiidae
Product: zinc finger protein 883-like
Exons: 7
Coding region: 222-2114 (630 amino acids)
Cellular component (GO): nucleus
Molecular function (GO): histone methyltransferase activity; protein binding
Source: RefSeq, a predicted model, not a curated record